AGAAACAUACAACCUAAAUGCAUUUAUUGUUGCGUCUAUCUGGGCUUGGUUUCAUAGCGUCAACACUGAACAGCCCCAUUAUUCUUUCACCCUCCGCCUAAAAAUGACAGCCUUGUUGUAAGUUAUUUAAGCGCGUUACUUCUACCUCCAUCGCUACCACGGGCGAACAUUUUACUUUCGAUGCAAGACAGUUUGAGGUUUUCAGCCGCUGUGCAGGCGUCUCGGCAGAAUCGUGAACAGCAUGGCUUCGGAUCAACACAAGAUCAGGGAGCGUGUGAAGCAGCUUUUGGAAAAACCUGGGAAUGGAAACUGUGCCGACUGUGGAGCUGCAGGUAGGCUGGAGGACAGUCACUGACAGAUGAUGACAAACUGACGUGAAAACACAUCUUUUUAUAUUAUAUGGUCAGAGGCACAUCUCGCGAUCGACUGGGAAUCUCCUCGCGAUCGACCGGUCGAUCGCGAUCGACUGGUUGGGCACCCCUGCAAGCAGAUGUAGUAAAUGGGGUGCAGAAGAAACAUGAAACAGUACCUCUCUCACUACUGCCCCCACCCUGAAAAAUGGAAAGGAAAAAACUGCCUGCUCUCACACAAACCUAAAUACAAGUUCUGAUCAUCAAACUGAACUCCACCACGGUUUUGGUUGUGUUUUCUUUACUUUGGUCGAUAUGCUUGAGAUAUAGUGAAGCCAUCAGUGUCUGUCAGUUCAUGACUCAGCACGUUUACACAUAGGCCUACAAGGAAUUUGCUUUGGUAUCUGGCGGUAAGAACAUAAACAAUCUAAGAAAAAUAAGUUUUAAUAGUAACCAAAAAAAACAAUAUAUAAGGAUAAUGAAAAAUAAGUAUUUUUAAGACACUGUUUAGCAUUAAAAGAAAGAAUACUAAAGAAAAGUAUUUACACCAAAUUUAAAUGUAACUAUACAAAGAACCAUAAAAGCUAAAAAACGAAUCAUUUAGGACAAUACAAAUAUGACAAUAUAUGGCAAACUACAGUUAAUUAUAUUUUAAAGUGGAGGGCUUUGCAGCCGUGUGCAAGACAUUGUUAUUGAGCUAUUGCUGUUUUUUUUUUUGUGAAUCUACUUAUGUCUUUAUGAUGUUUUUCAGAUCCGGAGUGGGCGUCCUACACCCUGGGAGUGUUUAUGUGUCUCAGCUGCUCCGGCCUUCAUAAAAACAUUGCUCAGAUCAGCAAGGUGAAAUCUGUUCUUCUGGAUCCCUGGAGCUCCUCUGAGGCGGAGUUUAUGGAGUCUGUGGGUAACAAUGCAGCCAAGGCCAAGUAUGAAAAGAUAGUCCCUGCCUUCUACUACACCCCUACACACAAAGACUGCACGCUCCUGCGGGAACAGUGGAUCCGAGCCAAGUACGAGAGGAAGGAGUUCCAGUGUGUGAAGAGGCAGGAGCCUUACUCAGCAGGGACCCUUGUGGCAGGCUACAGAGAGGGGUUUCUAUGGAAACGAGGCAGAGACAACGGACAGUUCCUCAGCCGGAAAUUUAUUCUGUCAGAACGGGAAGGUGUUUUGAAGUAUUUCAACAAGCAUGAUGCCAGAGAGCCCAAAGCGAUAUUGAAGAUCAACACUGUGAAUGCCACUUUCCAGCCAACAAAAAUCGGCGUUAACAACGGCCUGCAGAUAACAUAUUUGAAGGACAACAGCACUAGGAAUAUCUUCAUCUACCAGGAGGAUGGAAAGGAAAUGGUGGACUGGUUCAACGCCAUUAGAGCUGCCAGGUAUCACUACCUGGAGGUGGCUUUUCCAGGAGCUUCCAAAUCUGAGUUGUUGCAAAAGCUAACAAGGAACUACAUAAAGGAAGGUUACAUGGAGAAGACCGGUCCAAAGCACACAGAGGGCUUCAAGAAGAGAUGGUUCACGAUGGACGACAGGAGGCUCAUGUACUUCAAAGACCCACUGGAUGCCUAUGCGCGAGGCGAGGUGUUCAUUGGCAGUAGGGAAAACAGCUACUCCGUGCUCCCGGGCCUCCCCCCGAAUAUCCAGGGCUACCAUUGGCAGUUUGGAAUCACCAUAGUAACCCCAGACAGGAAGUUUCUCUGUGCGUGUGAGACUGAAGAAGAUCAGAAAGACUGGAUCGCUGCAUUUCAGACGGUUAUCAACAGACCGAUGCAGCCUCAGGAGUACGCAGUGGAGGCUUACUUUAAGCACAAACCAUGACUGUCGUAGUGUUUGAAGACAUGUUGGUGCAGGGAGUGGAUCUGGCGGAAGAGAAGGGCCUGAGAUAUGUUUUUAGUCUCAUUAUUGAAGUCUUCAUAAAGACUUAAGUGUGACAAAGAAAAAGACCUGAAGGUGAGACCGUUGGCAUUCCCACAGUGACUCCUUCACUGUACCAUCCUGCUCAAUCACUCCUAACUCCCUCAUCUGUUAUGUGACUUACAGUAUAUACGUGAAAGAGGUCAGUCAUCUUGACCUUAAAGUGCAAAAGAUUGCUUGAAGCAAUCAGAAUUGUUGCUGCUCAGAUGUCAAAAUAAGUUUUUCUAUGUUCCAAGUAUGAAUACUUAAAAUACUUUGAUGUUUAAUACAACUGAAGAAGCCUUGCAUUUCAACCAAAUGUACAAACAGAACCCUUCUGGCCAGUUAUAUGCAAACUCAGAGAUUAUCUGACAAACUGCAAAGAUUCUGUAAAUCAGGAACAAUACAAACAUGGUCUGUAUAUACUCAUUUGUUUUCAUGUAGGGGUACAAUAUUUAAUUCUCAAUGUAUUUAUUUUUGUAAUUGUCUGAUUUGCUAUGUGCAGCUUUUAAUAUACAUCUGCUAUAUGUUAAUAAGUGCCAAGCAUUGCAGGUUUGCUUUAUUUUAUAUAUAUUCAUGCAGCUAAAUAUUAACUGCAUUGAUUUUUUCCCAAUCACAUUUAAGAAUUGAAUUCCCUUUGUAAACCAGUACAUAUUGUGAUCCUUUUCAAGUAUUGACUUAAGUGAUAUGAUUAUUUAUCCAGUAGAGGGAGACAAAGGACAAGCUUUACACUUACUAUGACCCCCACCCAAAACUUGAGGGACUUGUACUAGUCCAGGACUAAAUGCACAAAAGAGAGGUGUGCAGAUGCUUUUGCGCAGUAUUGCGAUGGGGCAGCAUCGCCUUUAUAUAAUACGAGUGCCCUGCUUAAGCGUCACCAACACUUUAUUCUCCACCACACAGCGUUUUACAACUCAUGUUCUGCACUGCGAAGUUGUGAGUAAAACUGAAAUGGGGUCACUGUUAAGGAUAAAAGCCACAUUCCCUGUGUUUUAUUGUAGUUAACUUUCAGUUACAGGAAAGAAGGUGCACAUUAAAAAGUAGUGGAACCAAUAAUACAUUACUCUGAACAUCAAGAUUCAAGAAAUAUGAAAAAGUGCAGUAUACUGUACAGAGAUAACCAGUUUCUAGACAUAAAGUGAAAUCUACCAAAGCAAGCUGUACAAAAAGAGGCCUAUGCUUCUUUUACAAAGAACAGUUUAAUCCUGUUAACAGAUUAUAAGAAAACGUACUCGCCGGACAUUUCAGAAAACAUGGCACUAACUACCCAUUUAUAUAUUCAUGAAUGGAAAAAAGCUGCCUACUAAUGUUUGCACACUGACUACUAAUAAAACAAGAGAAAUAUACACAUCUGUGUGUCGUACACAAUAAUGUAGGUCUUAAUUUCCCCAAUAUACCCCCAACAAUUGCACACACUCUUAUCUACGAUCUAAAGUGCUAUUUUCCACAGUUAUGAAAAGAAAAUGUUUCACAUCGUGUUUGUAAGAUUUAAACAAUUUAAUAACUAAAGCAUAAAUAUUAAUUUAGAAGAAAGGUUGUAUUAGAGCUUUUCAAGACUCAACAUUGAUCCUCGAAUGUUGAAAAUAUACCAAACAUGUUUAAGGUUCUUUGACCCAUGCACUGCCUUGUUUCUGAAUGCUUGUUUAAACUAACUGUAUAUUUCAUUUUUGAAUCUAGCAUGAAUUCAAAUCUAAUAAAAUACUUUAAUGUGG
This is a messenger RNA of Gymnodraco acuticeps, 3946 nucleotides long. Its product is annotated as arf-GAP with dual PH domain-containing protein 1-like. Gene Ontology annotation, biological process: positive regulation of GTPase activity. NCBI's taxonomy places the organism in Eukaryota, Metazoa, Chordata, Actinopteri, Perciformes, Bathydraconidae. Gene Ontology annotation, cellular component: intracellular membrane-bounded organelle; plasma membrane. The transcript has 11 exons. The record is from RefSeq and is a predicted model, not a curated record. Gene Ontology annotation, molecular function: GTPase activator activity; phosphatidylinositol bisphosphate binding. The coding region runs from base 1137 to 2159 and encodes 340 amino acids.